CUGCACAAAAGUUGUUCUAAUCCACACGAAUUUGUUUAAACGUUUGCGAAUAUUCACCUGUUCGAGAUGUAGUUUUUUCCGCAAAUCGCGGCGAUUGGCAACUACGCGCUUUGCGGUAGCAUAACGUUCCCCUCACUCGUUGACCACGGCUACUUGAUGUAUCGGUAUGAAGCGAAAUUCACGCUUUCGAGAAGAGUACGAACGACACUGGACAACAUAUGAUUUGUGUACUUAGCUUCACCGAGGGAUUUUAACAAGAUCUUGGACAUGACUGAUGGAAAAGUCCACGGAACAGACUGUUUCGAGGUCGAUUCGGUAAGUUAAGAAAACUUUCAAAAACUUUACCGAAAUUUACAAAGUUUUCGGGAGGCUAUCUAACCGGCGCCUGCGAUUUGUCCCAAUCGAGAAUUAUUCUGGUUUAAGUUAUUUCUCUUUUGUAUAUUUGCUUUUAACACUUCAUAAUAACGCUUCUGAGUUCUGUUUAAAAUAUUUGCAGUUUCUUCAGAAGAAUGAAUUGUCUAAGCUUUACCAUGUCAGGCACAAGGAAACCAGUAUGUUUUACACCAUGGAAGUUUCACCGCGGGAUAGCAGCUCUAAAGCGCCGAUUAGCCCUUAUGUGCAACAACCCACGACGCGUUUCUCUCCAUUCUUGGUUAAUUUGCAGUUCACGUUUCAGACACGGUCGAAAUUCUACUACAUUUUGGAUUUUCCGGGAAAGGAAACUCUCUCGCAGCGCGCUAAAUCAUUUGGCGGAACAUUCCCGGAACCGCAAGCGCGGUUUUACGCCGCAGAGAUUUUGAUAGCUUUGGAGGAAUUGCAUAAUUUUGGUCUUGCUUACAAUGAGCUAUCCCUGGACACAGUGUAUGUUGAACCUAGUGGACAUGUAAUGCUGUGGCGAAAUUUUUGUGGCAAGUUUUAUUGGAGUAAACGAGAAUGCGUUUGCUCGCUUCAUGGAUUUUCCCAUGGUGACCCGUGUAAUAACAACCACGAACCCAAAAGUGAUUUUGAUUUUCAAGAGGACUGGAGAACUUUUGGAAGUGUGCUCUAUACCAUGCUGACUGGGAAAAACUCUCCAGGUUGUGUGACAAAUGACCGGUAUGUACAACACCUAGAAGUCUAGUUUUAUCGAAAACCUCAUGUAAAGCUAAUGACCUUAUGGUUUAUACUUUUAAGAAGUAAUUAGCACCUCAUUCGUUGCUCAUUAGUGGUACUUGAUAAAGCUCUCUGGUGCUUCGGUGACCUAAAAGGCUGUUCUAAGCUUUUCUUGUCUUAUCUUUAAACUAUAAGUGUGCUCUGAGGCUAUUGCAGUGCAUGGUUUGUUUGGACGGUUUCCGACAAAAACUUGACCAUUCAGUUUCGUCUUGUAAGAGUAAUUGAUAUAAUUGCCGUUCAGUGCGAGACAAAAGUUGUUAAAAUACUCAAGAACCACUUUGCCGAACGAACCCUAUCGUUUUACGUCAAGAUGUUAGAAAUUAGAAAACUUCACGAAUUCCUGUUGCAGUUGGUUAAACUCAAGAGCUACAGGCUCAACGUUUUCCCUAAUUUCUUAAUUAGAUAGGAGGUUUUGGCCGACGAAAGUUUCUUUUAGUGGUUUGGUCAGUGUAUUAUGCUAUUCAUAUUGCCCAAUCAGAUAAUAACCAAGUAUUUCCUGCCCUUUUACUUGCUCAAGUCAAUGCCUUUGAAAUAAAACGCCAUGUAACCCUAAAUAAGGUGAACGAUAUUAUUUGUUGUUAUUUUGAACGGUCGAGUUUUAUCUCUGACGCUAAUUAAUGAAGUAUAGCUGCUAAACAAAAAACAAUUGAUUCUUGCAUGUCUUUCGACUGGAAACCCAGUAGCCAUAAAAAAGAAAGCAAAAGAAUCUAUAAAACUCGUCAAAAAAAAUGGGCGCGCGAACCCAGUACUUCUGCUCCGAAGAUUACACUUUAACGCCUUGGUCUACGAAGACAAUAGAAUCGGACUUAAAGACUUUUCACACAGACUUUGACAUACAGUGCGCACAGGCUAAGCCAGUAAGCAUAAAAACGAAGCACGUUUCGAUCGAAAAGCUUCCGUGACUCUGCCCUGGUGAUGUUUUUUUUCCGCCAUGAAAUCUAGAAAAACAGAGCCCUGCCCAAGUCUCCGUCAGUUAUGACUAUAAAGUGCUUAACGCUAUCAAAAUAAAUAAAACCUUUUUGUUGAUUUAUUUAGGUACAAUUGUGUAAAAUUGACGUAAUUAGAUCCGUUUACGUGACGUUUCUGUUCAAACACUCGAAAAGUAGCGAAGAAUUUUCUAUGACGGAGGACUGGAGUUCCGAUUGGCUUAGCUAGGUUGAGGUCUCACAUAUACAGUCGACUCCCGAAAACUCGAACCUUCAAGGGAAAUCGAAAAAAGUUCGAGUUAUCGGGAGUUCGAGUUGUCGAGGGUUCGAGUUACCAAGGGUAAAAUUACAGUGAAAGUAGGACGGAAAUCCAGGGGAAAUCGAUUUUGGUUCGAGUUAGCGCGAGGUUCGAGUUAGCAAGGGUUCGAGUUAUCGGGAGUCGACUGUACAGCUAUUUCGAAAAAGGUUUCCAUCUGCAAAACGCAGUAGGUAAUACCAGGACGGAAGGAAAUUUGGGUGCAAUGAUCGUGAAUUCUUAAAACGCAGUACGUGCUCCUUGUAAAAAAGUGUUGAGCAAAUGGGCUGCUGAGGAAAAUUAACAAGAGCUGGAGCAUUCUUCAUAUCAAGAUCAACUGCGAAAUGUUUCGCGUUUCGCAAGCGUGGAGGAGCUCAAACAGCAUCUUCUGAACCACUGCAAAUGGCGCGCCGGCGAAGAUCGUUACUGUAAGGUUUGUCAUCAUGAACAGUUUACGUGCAUUUGUUUUCUGCCAAAGUAAAAUGCAAAUAUUGCGUUCUUCUAACAAUAUCGUAAUUGUAUUGGGUCACGGUAUUGCUUACUGCGCUUUGCUGAUGCCAACGUUUUUUUGACUUAGCUGUGUAAGCUAUUUAGCUAGGUCUUGGUAGAUAUGUGGUUAUCUUAAAUGGGGUCUUCUUUUAUUGUGAUAAGUUACCUUAGAGGACAGGACCUAAUCCAUUGUAUAAAACCUGAACCAUUUGUUCAAGUUAGCGUACUUCAAACCAUAUAACUAGGUUCACUCUAGAAUUCUCUGCUUUAUAAAUAUCCAUAUAAAAACGACUUCCGUAAAGGCGUCAUGCUACGGUUUCUGCAUCUUGAAAAAUUUUAGGUUGAAUUUUCAGUACACGUUUGACGUCUAUAAUCCAUGUUAAUCUCAUCCAUUCGUAACCCUUAACCCUCUUUCCUGUUUUUCUAUUUCACUAAAUCAAUAUUUUGAAGUUUCUUCACUUCCAGAUAACUUAUUUUCAAAAUAGCAAAAACUGAAUGACACGCAUAUUUUUGUGAAAUUUAGAUCAUACUUUAGUAAAAGAAACGUACACUUGUUAACCUUGACUCUCAAUGUAUCGGGAUUUUCAGACUUUCGUUUUAUUUGACUAGCAAUUUAUUUUGCUUUUUUUUUUUCAUGUUCAGUUCCCUCUCUGUUUCCGCCAGUGAUUUGAUCAGUAGACUGGUGCGAGGCGAAGUAUGUCGUAGUGAGCAGAUUCAGUCUCACCCAUUUUUCAAGGGCGUUAACUGGAACGAGGUAAGCUGUACUCAAUUUUCGUACACAGAGUCCUCGGGAUCUUUGAUCAGCGGGUGGACGCCAAAAAUGAUCACCUGCCUACCAAAAAGCCCGAGGACUCUGGACACGGGAUUGCAUGAGUAUUUCCGAUUUACACCUAGGCGCUAAACCGAUGACACAACCCGAAGUGCUCGCUUUGGUCUCAAAGGGAUUUUUGUAACCUUCAACCGUUGGCUUUGUGAUCAUUUAGAAAAGCUUGCAAAGUUCGGCGUUUCAAGCAGAUUGAUUGCUUCUUUCAAAUGGCGGGUUUUCACAGAAAAAAACUACCUCGAUGCGCAGUGGAUCUAGGAGACAUAAAGGCCUUGAAACCAUUUUUAAGUUGUGUUAGUAGGUUUGUCUCCUCUAAAUUUGCGGGUUUUCGGCUCAAGUGUCUUUUACUUUUAAAUAGCGAUCGUUAGCCCCGAACGUUCGGUUUUUCGCGUUUCUACUUUUGCAUUUAUUUUCGUUUUUGCUGUGUUCGUCCAUUAAUGAAAAGGUUCUUGAUCAAGUUGCAAAGUUCCAAAUUAUUUUCAUGAGAACACCCAUAAGUUUUCUAGAAAACCAGAGCUGAAUUUGACAGACGACUGACCCAAUUUUUUUUUCUCUUAUCCGCGUUUUCUUUCGAUUCGGUUUUUGUCUCUUUUAAUCGCGGUUUUACGGUUUUCGUCGUUUUUGUUGUAUUUUUUGCGGUUUUAAAAUGACGCCAAUGUACCCCUCGUCAACUUCUAUAAACUCACCGCAGGGGGCCCAGACCCCCCUGAGAACUUUGAGAGUCAAUUCAUGCCGUAACAAUAAAAAGUGCUGAGCAAAAAUCCAUCAAGUUUACUCACAACAUCCUUAACAAUCACUGACCAAUCCCAAAACAAGCUUUUCAUGCCGCUGUGAGCUACAAAACAAGCCUAUGGGCUUCUACGUGAACGAAGCAGCUGAAGGUUUAUUAGUUUGCGGCGUUAGUUUUUGGGAGUUUAUUCUUGAAGUGGGACAAGAAAGAAAGCGCUGGAACCUGAGAACACAUACCUCCAUUUUUCUCUGAUCCCCUUGAGGAUGGCUAGAAGGUGGUAGAGUUGGUAGAGUUAGGAAUUGAUCGUGGUAGGUAAACCAAGUGUACACAAAUCUCGGGUACUUAACUUUAAGCCUUGGAGCUGACCAGACAUCUAUCACCAAAUGGGCAACGUGGUAUGUAACUAAAAUUAUUGCUUUCUAUCAAUUUUUUGUCUAAAGCGUGCAACAUAAGGGUGGCAAAGGGUAAAGAGCUCGUUGAAUUAUCAUGAGCGUCUUAUGCUUAAAGGAGAUGGAUUUUGAGUGAGCAUUGACUUCUCUUAGUUCUAAACCGCGAAACGGCCAUAGCUCGUAAGUGCUCAAAUUCGGUUGGUUAUUUAAGAAUUAUUUUCUCUAUAGUAGCCGAGGAUGUCGCUAUUGAAAAAGUCGUGCAUAUUUACUUUACGCCUUUAAAGUUAUGAACACAAGCUGAACACAUAUCCGUAAAGAUUUUAACAGUUCAAACCGGAAGCAACGCAGCGGUAGACGAAUAUUUCUUAUACUUUUCUCUUUUCCUGCUCUUUUUUCCGUCUUUUUGGCUAGAUUAUUCUGUGUUGAAAAUCAGACAUUUUCCAUACUUGUAUUAAUUUGGCUUUAGGAAAAACUUCAACAUAUAUUCGACUUACCAAACAUACACUUUUCUAAGUUGUUACCUGGAAAAGGGAAAGUUUAUUAGAGUAGGCUUUUCAGUGCAUAGUAUGCGGGCAUUUACUUACUAUUUUGCUGUCUACAGUCCGCAGUCUGCAGGUGCAUGUUGCACCCACUUAUACAUUCUUACGACCUGAAUCUUCUCAUCACUGCCAGCACGUCUCAUUAUCCUGUCCCAGCAAGAACUAAUGAUGAUUUAAAAAGAACAUCGCUAAAAAAGCGUUUCCAAAUAAAUGAAAAUGAAAGGUUAAAACAUCUAUACAUGCAGUAAAACAACUUUAAAAUCACUAAACCACCUGGCGCUUAAUGCUCCUGUUAAUAUUAUUUCGCGUUCGCGAUUGAAAAGUAUAAUGUAAAAUUUUAUCAACACUAUCCGGCAAUAAGCUGCAUAUAGUUGCUAUCCGUUAUAUGUAGUUCCGAGGAGAACCUUAUGAAUAUCAAUGUCUAAUGUCCUUAGCUCGAUUCUAGAUUUGCUAGAAGUCGACUUCAUGAGUUUCUUAGCGAGCAAAGCGAGCUUAUUAGGCAACGAAACGGCCAAGUCGGACGAAGGACUUUUUUGAAAGUCUAGCUCGAUUCUUGUGUGGGAUAUUAUGCACAUCGAGUCAAACUUAAAACAUCAAAACAUCUCAUUCAAAUAUAAUAUAUAUUUAAGCAGCCAAGCCUUAAAUGGGUUUUGAUGUACUACGAAACAGUUUAGUACAAACGCAUCUUCUUUCUUUCGAAAUAUGUGUAUGUACGAACGCCUUUUGAUAUCGAUGACAACUUUUCAGCCUUGGAAAGUUAUGCGAUGAGCGGCAACAUUUUUACUAAAAGAGUUCGCCUCGUCUUUUAAAGAGGGAGGUAAAAUAAAACCAAAACAGUCUUAACAUUUACCAGACAAAUUACGCUGAUUUGCGAGCCCAAACUUAUGCUUUAUUUUUGUGUGUUGUUAGUCAAUAAGGCUAUUAAAGUUCAAAUGCCUUCGACAGGCCAAAAAAAGAGCACGCCUGUUCACCGGCCAUAAUGUGGCUAGUUGACUGUUUUACCGUGAGAACAUGGCAGGGGGCAUGGACCCUUUUGUCCAAAUAUCGACCGAGCGUAACAUUCGUUCCGUUUUGUUGAUGAAGAUAAAGAAUGCAAUCAAGUAGUUAUUUUAGUGAAUGCGAAAAAGUAUCAUUGUAAUGUCGCGUUAAACGUGGAAACAACAGCAAGAGUGUAAAAGCAAAAUCUGUAACGUAACUAAAAUAAACUAGUAAAGAGCUUCUUGAAGAGCAAAUAGUUUUAAAAUUAGUAGUAAUCAUUUAUGAGGAAAAUGCGUUCGGACAGAGCAAGUUGGUUCAGCGAUCCAACAAUAAAGCAUUGAAGUCGUGUGACUUAUCAUCACUGAUGCACGACAGCGAGUCUAGUGAUUUCAUCAAAACGAGGCCCAAUGACGUCAAGACAUACGGAGCUGAACAACCUCGUUCCCAGGGUACUCUUUCUUCCUUGAGAAAGAGAGAAAACCCUGGGAACGAAGUUGAAAGCUGAAUUCACUCUUGGUGCUAAAGACACAGGACGCCCAGGACAAGAUUAGGGUUGCUUGAACGCAAAUAUAACGUCGGCAUUCUAUUGUGUUAGAGAAGCUUUUUGUUUGGAAUUGCUUAAUUCAUGUUUUUAUACAUGUCUAUUUCAUUUUUAAAUUUAUUUUAGGUGAAAAAGAAAGAAACCCAGCCUCCUAUGGGUAGUGAUAGCGAACCGAUAAGAAGUCAAACAAGCCCUUCUCCGUCUUACUCAUCAGUAAGAGCUGAUGUGCCCACUGGUCCUUCAUCUUACAGACCACAGAGCACAUUGCACCGGAGGGACUCACCACUAUGGGCCAACUUAGACAAUGCCCUUGAGUCUUACAGACCACGCACCUUGUCACGCCACAGUGACCCAUCAAUGAGCACGUAUGGAGAAAGUGGCCCUUUUUCACCUCUAAGACCCCAUAGCCUUUCACACAGCAGUGAUCCAGGUGAUUCCGGAUAUGUUAAAAGCGCCCCUAACUUUAUGGCCCCUGGUCGUGGUCUUCAUCAUGCGGCAUCCACUCCUGAUCUUCGUACAUCAGGGCAAGAAUUUUCAAUGAUGAAUUAUCACCAUUCAUAUCCGGCGAAUGACGUCAAUUAUCACCAUGGAUACCCUGAUCAGUACGGUUCAAGAGCAGGUGCCUACCCACCAACACCCCAUAGGGAGGUGGAAGGAAGGCACCUACUUACAUCACAAUCAUUAAGUGAUCUCAGUAACCUUGGUUACGAUGCUGGUUAUGGAUCCCAGUCUCCAACCGCUAUUCAGAGAAGUUUUGCUUAUCCGAGUUACGAAGGUGAUCCACGCUAUCGAGAAAUGUUUUAUCUGCAGUCUGAUUCGGCCUCUCCAAGAAUUUACAAUGGUGAAUACAGGCUUCAUUCCGCAGGAAGUGUUCCAGAUUUAACCACAAGUUCUCCCCAGUUUAGUCCACCUUACUUCAACCCUCGUAAUGGUAGAGCCUCACCCACCCCCUCUCAGUAUAGCGAUUAUAGUUCGUUUUCGGCAUACACCGCCUCCCCUUCACCCUCCCCUCGCGAUGCCUGUUUUUCACCUCGUUCGCGUCUAAGCGAGAACGGUUUUUCGCUGAAUGAGAGCGGGUAUGGCACGAGAGGAAACGAGAGUGCGCUUAGCUUCACGGGAUGCGAUCAGAACUCGUCGAGAGAAUUCGAGUAUCUUCGUUAUAACGCGGAAAUUCCGAGUGGUUGUCGAAGAGGUGAGUCACCAUCUCCUUCGACCCCGCAACGUUUCUUCGGUUACUCUUCACCUCAGAACAUUGUUCCACCCUACAAAGCAAAGACUCAAAAUAAUUCCUUACAGGGAUUAGACCCCACGACGAAAACCGACUCUAGCCGAUCUUCUACCGUUGGCGGUCGAGAGAGACCGUCGUUGAUUCGAGCUAUGUCGCUUUCUAAUCUCGGAAAACAAGCGAAACAAUUAAUUACCGAGGAAGUUUCGGAAAAGAGGAGAGAUAGUCUACCGUUGUCUGUUGGAAGUCCCAGAGAGAAAUAUCCACUGGCAAGAGUUCCAAUUCCAUCGUUUAGGGAAUUCAAACAGAAAAAUUUAGAGAGAUAUUCGAAAAAUAUUCGUGUAGAUGAAAAUGCGCACGCUAAGGAGGUGGGGUUAAGGAAAACUCCAAAGACAGUUAAGCACGAAUCCAAGAGUGACACGGACGGGCGAAGUAGUCUAAAGGAGAGGCUCUCUUCUCUCUAUGAAAGCGCUAAAGACAUAUCGGCACAGAACACUACAAAAAGGCUUAGUAUAACAAACAAGAUGGAUUCGUCGGUUGGUGAAGCAUACAAGCUUAAUUCGUCGGGAAAUAGAAGGAUUGAUAAAAAUAUUGCAAAGUCAGGGGAAUCGAUUGAACCAAAACAUGAUAGUUCAAAGGAGACCAAAAUCUCUCGAAAGAUUUCGAGGGGACGGCAGGAGAGCCCUUUCUCCAAGAAUGAAGUGAUCCACCAAUUAAUGUUGAAGUACGGGUUGUACGAGAAAGGGGUCAGAAGAAAUCUCGCAGUCCCAAGGAUGGAAGAAAGGCCAUUUCGUCUGGCAAUAUCAGUUUAGAUGGCAAAGAAAGAGGAAAUGAUGAGAAGGAACCUCAGAGGUUAUCUUCAGAUGGAAAAGGAAAGUUAUUGGAAGAGAGAGAAACAAAUUGGCUGGGCGCAACAGAUCAAUCGACCGGUCCUACUUUUGUAGACAGACCACUUUCUUCUCGCAAAACCACUCAAGGUAUCACAGGUGAAGCUAGAAAGUCUGCCGCUGAAAGGUUCAGAGAAUUGAGAAGGAAAAACGGAAUUUGUAAAGACGUUUCUGAGGCUUUUCUAGAUGGAGCUGGCGUUACUAGCAGAGUCAAGUCAACGGAGAGCAGUUCAAUUGACAGGACGGUAGUGGAGAAUUAUGGUGAUACCAAGGCCUCUCACAAAAAUGAUUUGGAGUCAAUUGCGGAUAGAGCUCAAUCGCUCGCCUUGAAAAGUAAUUCGGCGAAAGAUGAAAUUUGUGCUAGUAACAGUGAACCAAUAAACGCCAAACCAGACUCGUCAAAUGUGACAAAGAACUCGUUUAGUUUACGCGGGACUUCGCGAGCGAUUUUAUGUGCCUCAAAGUUCAAAAGAGCCGCGAACAAAGAAUUGAGUACAACGAAAGAUUCACCAUUACCUGACAGAAAACAACUGUCAGAAAUAAUCGGCAAAACGGAGGAAACUACGAAACAGAAGAAUCAAGAAACUGAAAAGAACUCUGCAAAUUCCCCUACGAAUUUAAUGGAUGUCAAACGUAACCGAUCAUUCGACAGGGCGUCACCGAGAGCUCGACGCCGGCGAUUCCAGGAAGACAGAGGUCUUCGGAAAGGGGGAAUUCACACGAGCAUGCUCAGUGUGGCCAGCAGUGCUUGUUCGGACACCGAAGUGGACGAUACUGUUAGUAUCUGCAGUGAAAUGGAUGAUGAACGUGGUUCACGAAGCCGGCGAUGGGAGAGUUUCCAUAGCAACAUGAGUGCUGACAGUGGCUCGGCUCACAUGUUUGAGUUUGAAACAGAUUCCAACAUAACUGAGUACGAUGAAGUGUUCGAUUGUCAGGAUUCUGAAGGUAAUCUUUCAAUCAUUUGCUCGGCCACACUAGGCUUUGUGUUACAAAUACUGCCAAGAAUUAAAAAGGAUUUUAUUAUCAUUGUCAUUGUCAUUGUCAUUAUCAUCAUAAUCAUAACGAUAACAAAAUUGUUAAAUCUGAUCGGCUAUCAACUGCCCUGAUUUCAGCCUUAAUUGGACAGUUUAAUAGGACAGUACGCGUCAUGCCUAAGUAAUUGGACAGUACGCGCCUUUCACUGCUUAAACAAAUCGGACUCCCGUUACGCGGUCGUCCGAUUUUGUUAAUCACUCGUAUGAUUACAGACCGAAUUGGACUCCACUCAGUGCUGUUACCAUGACUUAUCAUUAUCAUUAUCAUCUACGUUGUGUUAGAUUCAUGAAAAGUCUAUUUGGUACUAUCACAAUCUACUGUAUAUUCAGUGGAUAAGUAAUUGCAAAAUGCUGUGGGAACGGAUUUGUUCAGUGGAAUUCGAUAUCCACCGUUUGAACAAUUAGGGCCUGACGAACUGUGCCGAAAUAUUGAAAAUUCUUCUGUCUUUUUUUCGUUUCAAAUGCGGAGGUUCUUUAGGCUUGCGUUUGUAUAUCAUUUGCAUUGAAAAAAGAUCUUAUGCCCAGGAGAGACUCCUGAUGGUAACCAGUCGUUUCGCUACAAAGAUAUUUUACUACACUCUGCUGUUAAGUCAAUUCACUAUAAAAAUUUGAUUUUUGCACACUUCUCCAUUUGAGAUAUACAAGAGAAGCAACGAAAAUGUUUAAGCCAAAUCCACUUAAACGAUGAGAAAUUGUCACAGUUUACAUAGGCAAGCUCGUAGCGAAAAGGUUACAAUCUUUAGCGAAACAACCGGCUACCUUCUGGUUGAUCCAAUCGCCUUUUAUCAUCAGAUGACCACCCUAAAUUUGAAGUAGAUGUGGAGCGCACAGACAGCGGUGUCGGAGGAGACAUGGGACAGAGUCCCUUGAGGCGGUCCUGGGAAGAGAUUAUGAUGAAGAGCUCUGAGCACUGGUCCAUUGUAGCUGCCUCAGCUCGACACUGGCAAGAACUGGCGCGAAGGAAAAAGGCCAAUGAAAAUGAACCGAGUACCACACCGAGAAAGAAGAGUUCUACGCAUUCUAUUACAGAAGAUAUGGUGAGUGUACGAUUCCUUUAAUUUUGUUCAUUCAUUCAUCUCUGCGUUCGUCCGUCAAUCAAUUCACCCAUCCCUUUUUGUUUGUUUCUUUCGUUCGAUCGUUCGAUCAUUCACCCAUUCAUUUUGUUUCAUUCGUUCGAUCGGUCGUUCGAUAAUUCAUUCAUAUUCACUCAUUCAUGCAUUGAUUCAUUGAUUCAUUGAUUCGCUCACUCGUUCAUUUGUUCAUUCUUUCUUUCAUUCAUUCAUUCAUUCAUUCAUUCAUUCGUUCGUUCUUUCAUUCAUUCAUUUGCUGGUGUCUUUUGUUCGUUCGUUCGUUUGUUCAUUUAUUAUUUACUCAAGCAUUUCAAAAAGUGACGAGGACUUGCUUUCUAUCUGAACGAAUUCCAAUAUGCGUUGAAUCCAUGUCAUGUCAGUAAGCUUAGUUUGUUCUGUUUUCGCAAGGUUUUUGUUCAUCUCUAUAACCAAAAUACAUGGAAGAAUCCGUACUCCCACACAUUCCCAUAACAGAGUAGCCAACGACCAAUAGUAUUGUUUUCAUUCGAAAACAUAUUGUUUUCGCCAUCUUCAGGUUGAAUGUCCAGAUUGUCUAAAGCACUAUGUUCCACCCGAGGAAGAAAGCAACGCUAGCGAGCCCCAGAUUUGCGCCAAAUGUAAAGAUCGCAAAGUGGAAAGAAAGGAGGCCAUUAUCGAGCUUGUACAAACGGAAAUCAACUAUGGAAAUGAUCUGCAAAUUCUUAAAGAGGUCAGCUUUACUGCACUUGACUUUAACCCUUCUCGCCUCCAUAGUAUUACCUCAUAAAAUGCUAUUGUGUGACCAUUUAAAUGAAAGCUACUGAGCAGUACUUUCCUGUGGUACUGUUUAUUAUGCUGUACAAGGUGGUUUUAACUUUUGAGUCUGUGGAUAAAAUCCUAUGGUGUGACCAUUCAAAUGAAAGCUACGGAGUAGUACUUUCCUGCCGUUCCUCUGUGAAGCAAUCAACUCCGGUGCCUUCGGUGUCUCCUGUGUCCCCUUGUGUCCACCUGUGUCCCCCUGUGUCCCCUUGUGUCCCUGUGUCUUCGAUGUCCCCGUGUGUCCCUCUGUGAUCCCCAAUUAAUCCUUCAAAUCAUUUGUUUACAUUUUUAACCCCCAGUUUGUUUGAAUUUUGAACUGUGAUCGCGUGACUUACAAAGGGGAGCUACUUAUUGAUGCAAUGUGUUUUUUUUUUCAUAUGUAUACGUGCAUUUAAAAUUUGUUUUCUACAAUCUUCGGCUUGGAUCAUUGAGGUGUUUUGACGUGCGUUUUUAAUUAAACCUAGCAAAGAGUGUCAUAUUUUGAUUGGUCAGUGAUCGUUUGGAGUCAGAUGUCUUCUUUUCUAAUGCCCAGUUAGAUCUUUUGCCAUAGUAAUCAAGUAAAUCAAGUCCUCCCAAGUUUCUAUACUUAUUUGUCCAAGAAUGCAAGCAGUCACGAGUGGGCGAGCAGGCUCGCGGCAACUUCGUACCCAGGGCCCAGUUGUUCGAAGGCCGAUUAGCGCUAACCCAGGGUUAAAUUUUAACCCGGGUCCCUUUUUUUUCAUCAAAAGCAUUUUCGCGGACAAUUUUCUCUAUUCUUUUUAGAGUAGCUAGUCAUCAAAUUGUUGAAAAAAAGAAUUAAACUGAAUUUGCUUUUUAAGCUUUCAUAUCUGAAUUCAAAUUUCGAACUAAUCUAAUCUAAACUAUCGUAACCCAGCUUUGAACAACUCGGCCCAGGGCAUUAGGAAAAGCCGUGGAAACGAGGCUUGAUCUAGAUCCAAGUUCCCUUAAGUUUUUCCUCCCAUGCGACUAUCUAACCUUGCGUUCACUGAUCAGACACAGAUAUGCUAUUGGUUCGGGUGGUGGGGUAACAAUGUUAUAUGCUGUGAUCGUGAGAAACUAGUUCUAAACCAUGGAAGCUUUUUUCGUAGGAAUUCUACUUACCGAUGCAGUCUGGCGGAAUUUUAAGUCCGGAAAACCUGGCUGCCAUCUUCCUUAAUUUGCAGGUAACUAAUGCACUUAUCAAUUGAAACUCCGACCCCCCCCCCCCCCCGGCCAAGGUGGGGAUUUGACAUCAUUACAAAUCUUAGCAAACUCCCACCCUACUGGGGCAUAUUGACUGGUAAAACCCCCACCCAGGUGGGGAAACCUUUUUAAUUCCCUGACUGACUUUAUUAAUAUUUCGUUCGAAUUUUCAACUUCUUAAUGUUGACAAAUUUACUACAGCAAGAAGGCAAAUAUGAUAACAGACCAAGAUAUAAAUAAAACAAAUAUUUGACAAUAAGUAAACAUAAUGACCCCUACCCACUUAUAAAAAGUCAGGGUACAAAAUGGAUGAUGGAGUAGCACAUUGCUAUAAAGUUAUAUUGAAAGGAAAUCCGUACCAUCUCCAUUGAAAGUAAUAUCUGCAAUGACAAGUUUAAUUGAAAAUAGCAGCCAACAUACCUUAACCUUCACAAGCUGAUGUUAUAAAUAGACUGCAUAAAAUAGUUCCUAGGAGCUAUAUUUUAUAUUUUGGCUUAAAGAAUGAGGAAAUAUAGACCUUCAGAAACCACAUGGGUUUAACACUAGACGUUAAACGAGCUGUGUCAUGAAAUUUACCACAAUGUAGGCUAUGGGAACUGCCACCAAAUUGAGUGAAACAUAAAAAUAACCGCUUAAGACAUUAAAAGAUGGUAUAAAUGACUCAGCAAAUACAAAAGAAGGUACAGACGGGAAAACAUGAAGAAGAUUAAAACGGAUUGAAAUUUUGGUUUUUGAAAACUUGUUAACCUAACAGUUUUUCAAAGUUCAUUGUUUUCGUCCGUAACGCUUGAUAUGCUUGGAAGAAACAUCUGUUUAAAACGAAGCUUUGAUUUCUUCAUUUCUUUGCCCACGUGACGCUCAAAAGCGAAUAGGGACCACGUAACUGGCAAUAUUAACAAAAUGAACCAGAUGGCCGUGACACAGCACCGUCGGGGUUUCAAUCGAUAAGUGCAUAAGCGUACUCGAUUAUUUAAACUCGACCACGAGGGAUACGUUUUAUCAGUUUCAUGGAGGGAAAAUGUAAUUCGGUUAAUAUGUAAUAACUUUGAGCAACAGACUGGGAUAUUUGUCCUUAAAUCAGCAUAAAAACCCAAGCGAGAUGUUGGGAAAACGAUGAUUUUGGUAGGUUUUAACACACACGGAGACUCGCUAAAGAACCCAGAAGGAAUACUGUGCAGAGAGGGAAAAGCCCAAUUUAGCCCUUGGGAUUUGUGUAUUUCACCAAGGUUAUUUUUAACCAAUGAAACGCUUGAAAUUUACAGGAAGUUGGAUUCCUGAGAGAUCCGCAAACCGUAAUUUCAGUAUUUUCAAUGGAAAGUCUUUCAGACCAGGUUUUAUGAGCCCGCGAGACUAAGCACCCCACACAAGCCCUUGUUUUGACUUAAACCGCUGGACGCCCAACCUUGUUGAGGUGAUUGUUAUAAAAGGUCUUCCUUUUCAGUGGGACAUAAUUCAUUGUUUGCUUUGAGGCAGUUCUGCAUGGACUUAUGACCUUGCAAACGAUAAAAGUGUGUGGACAGCUCAGGAAUUAGACUUCUAUUCAAUUACAACCUCUAAAUAUUCACAUGUCCUGGUCAGUGUCCUAAGAUUCCCUCUCUGUCCAUUAAUUCUCUUUUGAAGAACACAUUUCUAAGACCAAAAGAGUUGCUUAUCUCUCCAUACUGGUAAAGUAAAAUCACCCACGAGAAUACGAUUUGGGAGACGGAUUAGGGGUUGAUUUGAAAACCCUUGCGUACCUCCGGAAAAUUCCUUGCUACGCUCUUGGUGUCUGAUAUUAAAUAAUGAUUGGUGAUUUUGCAGAGUACUAUUAUCCCAAUUCUUGGUUGCACUAGGUCACAAGUCUGCAUAGCAGUCGUUCCCUUACCUUUAUGUAGGCAAAGACUCCAGUUCAAACUUUGUGACCACGGAUAGAAGAAGAGCUAAAAUGUAUGUUUGCAUUUGCCUUCAAGGAACUACUUGAGGUAAACUCCAAGUUUUGCGCCAAACUACAGAAAAGUUUAGAAGAUUCGGUUGCAAAUGGAGACGAGGUACAUGCUUAUAAUUAUUCUAAUUCACCACUUUAGAAAGCAAAAGGGACCUAGAGCUUAAAUUUGUCACGCAAUGGUUCUUAGAAUCAUCUACAGUCGCCCAUCGAGCAAACUUUUUCUCUGUCCUUAGUAACAGUCCUAGAAGUCUUUGCCAAAGUUAAUUCGACCCAGUUUCCUUUUGGUUUCUAAAAUGGUGCCCAAAAAUAACCACCAAGUCACUUUAAAAAGAACAUUUUUUCUUUUUCGCUUUGUUGCUGUUGUCACUAUUGUCACUGUUGCCACUGUUGUCACUGUUGUCACAGUUGUAACUGUUAUCCUUUUGUCACUGUUGUCACCAUUUUCACCGUUGUCGCUGUUGACAAAGUUCACUGUUGUCACUGUUGUCCCGGUUGUCACUGUUGUCACUGUUGUCACCUGUUAUCACAGUUGUCACCGUUGUCACUGUUAUCACUGUUUUCACCGUUGUCACCAUUGUCACUGUUGUCACCGUAUUCACCGUUGUCACUGUUGUCACUGCUGUCACCGUUGUCACUGUUGUCACUGCUUUUUCCGUUGUCACUGUUGUCAGUGUUGUCACUGUUGUCUCUGUUGUCACUGUUGUCACCGUUGUCACUGCUGUCACCGUUGUCACGGUUGCCACUGUUGUCACCGUUGUCACUGUUGUCACCGUUUUGACUGUUGUCACCAUUGUCACUGUUGUCACUUUUGUCACCGUUGUCACCAUUGUCCCCGUUGUCACCGAUGUCAUCGUUUUCACCGUUUUCACCGUUGUCACUGUUGUCACCAUUGUCACCUUUUUCACCGUUGUCACCGUUGUCACUGUUGUCACUUUUGUCACUUUUGUCAGCAUUGUCACCGUUGUCACUGUUGUCACUCUUGUCACUGUUGUCACUGUUGUCACCGUUGUCACUGUUGUCACUUUUGUCACUGUUGUCGCUGUUGUCACCGUUGUCACCGUUGUCACUGUUGUUACUCUUGUCACUGUUGUCACUUUUGUCAUCGUUGUCACUGUUGUCACCAUUGUCACUGCUGUCACUGCAGUCACUGUAUUCACCGUUGUCACCGUUGUCACUGUUGUCACUGUUGUCACCGUAUUCUUCGUUGUCACCCUUGCCACUCUUGUCACUCUUGUCACUGUUGUUACUCUUGUUACCGUUGUCACCGUUGUCACUGUUGUCACUGAUGUCACUGUUGUUACUGUUGUCACCGUUGUCACCGUUGUCACCGUUGUCACGGUUUUCACUGUUGUCACCGCUGUCACCGUUGUCACGGUUGUUACUGUUGUCACUUUUGUCACUGGUGUCAUCCUUGUCACCAUUGUCAUAGUUGUCAUCAUUGUCACCGUUGUCACCGAUGUCACCGCUGUCACCGUUGUCACUGUUGUCACCGUUGUCAUCGUUGUCACCAUUGUCACCGUUAUCACCAUUGUCACCGCUGUCACCGUUGUCACUGUUGUCACCGCUAUCACCGUUGUCACCGUUGUCACUGUUGUCACCGUUGUCACUGCUGUUACCGUUGUCACUGUUGUCACUGUUGUCACUGUUGUCACCGUUGUCACCGUUGUCACGGUUGUCACCGUUGUCACCGUUUUCACUGUUGUCACUGUGGUCACCCUUUUUACCGUUGUCACUGUUGUCACCGUUUUCACCGUUUUCACUGUUGUCACUGUUGGCCCCGUUGUCGCUGUUGUCACUGUUAUCGCUGUUGUCGCUGCUUUCACUGUUAACCCUUUUGUGCGCCGUUUUUACUGUUGUCACUGUUGUCAUCGUUUAACAGAACAACACCUCUCUUUUUUCUGGUAGUGUUUAGACUUCUCGGGUUUCGACCUGCGCAGGUUAGACAGUGUCGUUCUUGCGUAAGGUUAUUUUUGUUUUGUAAUUAAUUUUUGAUUUCUUGUUCUUUUUAGGAGUUUUCUGACGUUAACGUUGGAAGCAUUUUCCUCGAGAGCGUCGAUUUUUUUCAGGCUUAUGAAAUAUAUUGUUCAAAACAGGUAAGGUAAUUGCUUACUCUGAUUACAGGAGGUAAUUACAUCUGGACAUGUAAUGUGUAAUGUAGUUAUAAUUUUGAUUCUUAAGUGUGACCAUAUAAGGGAAAGUUACUUGAAUAUUAGUAGUAUUUUUCUGUGGUAUUGGUUAUUAUGCUACCCAAGGUGGUUCUAAGUUUUGGUUCUGUGAUGAAAUCUAUGAUGACCAGUGACCAACUCGAAAGCCUAAGCUUCUUUGGUCACUGUGCACAUUCCGCCUUUGAUGUUUUAUGUAAUUUAAUGUUGUUUUAUUUUACUUUUGUGAUGUAUUGUAAUUUCUUGUUUUAGUUGUAAACUAUUGAAAUAGUGCAAUAAAUAAAAAUCUGAAAUCUGAAUCUGUUGUAACCAUUCAAGUGAAAGUUACUGCGCAGUUCGUUCCUGUGGUGCUGUUUAUUAUGCUGUACAAGGUGGUUUUAACUUUUGAGUCUGCGGUGAAAUCUAUGGCGUGACCAUUCGAAUGAAAGCUACUGAGCAGUACUUUUCUGUGGUACUGUUUAUUAUGCUGUACAAGGUGGUUCUAACUUUUGAGUCUGUGGAUGAAAUCCUAUGGUGUGACCAUUCAAAUGAAAGCUACUGAGCAGUACUUUCCUGUGGUACUGUUUAUUAUGCUGUACAAGGUGGUUCUAACUUUUGAGUCUGUGGAUGAAAUACUUAAGUGUUACCAUUGAACAAUAUUCUCACGUGAAAUUUUCGCUGAAGUUUGAUUUGGACUAGAAUUACGUAAGUGGAGCGUCAUUUGUUACCUUAUUUUAUUCAUCCAUCAUCCGCCAAAACCUGCGAAUGCAACCCUCUCUCCUUGCUCCUUGGCUCUAGGGACGUUUCUCUCCCGUGAAGCUUCCUUAGUAAUGAGGAUUAAGGAAAGACAGCUGUAUUGGCAGACGAUAAAUUUGUUUGUUUGCCUUUUUUGUUUUCUUUAAGACUGCCGCUUCUGCCUUGUUGGAAUCCCUUCAGAAGAAAACGGAACUGCUUAGGAUAUUUCUGAACGUAAGUACAGUUUGAUGUACCUUGGAUACCAGAGACUUUUCGUUCGUGGUUUGAUCAGGAGAAAUAACGUUGGCCUCAAUAAAUAACAGAGUGGUAUACAAUUUGCAGUUGGCAUCAUUAAAUUUGAGGCGGAUGUUUUUUUUUGGUUUCAGGUGACUUGUAGGGAAAAUCCAAAGUGUCGAAAAAUGGACUUGAAUUCUUUCAUUCUGGCACCCGUUCAAAGGAUCAUGAAGUAAGUGGCGUCAAGAGAUGAAAGUCCAUCCACUGAGACUGCCGCUUCUUUCAUUUAUUGAUUACGCCUCCCUCUGACACACUAAAUCUUAAAAUCGAGACUUGCGGAAGUCAACCAGUUUACCGGAAACUGUUUCCGCAAGGUCCGCAUAGUUUCUAAAAAUAACUUUUUUGAAGUUAAUAUAUCCCGUUUAACAUCCCUAGACUCCCUCUCUAUCCUACUAUGACCUCCUGGUUACGCAGACUUACGUUUUAUCAUCGCGAAACGCAAAAUUCGAGGUUUACUGAAAGCCAGUGAGGGCCUAAACACUUGCCGAGAAUACUGGGAGAUAUUUUCAUUGAUUACAUGUAGUUUCUCUGGUUUCAGCCGUCCUACAGAGAGCCAGCCGGUUUGCCUCAGUAUUUUCGUCCAUCUUGUCAGACAGUUAGACAGUCAGCCGGCUAACAUUUGAAUCGGUCUGAUAGAUAAUUUGACGUUCAGUCAGUCAGUCCAUAGUCGUCCUUUCAUCUGUCGGUCAGACCUUAAGUCAAGUAAUAUGUCUUCUUUUUCAAGUUUUGAUAAAGACCAUUUAGCGAAUAUCUGUAAAUUUCAGCGACUUUGCGGAGCUAUGCGUUGUUAGUUUUCAACAAAUCACGUUCAAAUUUGGCAUUUUUACAAAUUUCGAGUCAUUGUUUUUAGUCAUAUUGAUGGAGUUUUGCUAAGUGGUCCCAGUCAAAAAUUGCAAAAACCGUGGAAGGGUAAAUCAGUCCUUUGGCUUGUAGGCCAUUCCACCAAUCGAGUGCCUUUCCGUUCGAUGUUUUGUGUGACUAUUCGCCAUAUUCUUCUGCGUCCUUUUUAUUGCUCAGAUAUCCACUGUUGCUAAGCAGAAUAUGCAAAGCAACUCCUCGGAGAAACACAGACCGCGAGAAACUCAAAGUGGCUCAAAGAAAGAUUGAAGAACAGCUCAAUAAAAUUAAUGCAGUAAGUAAUUUACAAUAAUUUCAGUUUUCGAAGUUAGUCAAUCGUCUUUAUGCUUAACUCAAACCGUAGAGUUGUAUUGUUUUAACUGAUUCGCACCAAGUGGUGCCUAUCUCUAACCUCUUCAGUUAGGGAUGUGGGAGUUGGUUAUGCAUUGUCGAUGCUUAAUAUACGAAAACCCCAGUUAUUCAAAAAGGAGAUGGUGACUUUGGCAUUGAUAUCGGUCUUCAUGGCUUGACGAACGAAGACCAGCAGUAAACGUCGCGAUCAUUAUCAAAGCGGGUGUCUCCAAACACACGGUUACGUUAACACGAUUACCGUAUUUAUUCGAUUAACCGCCCUGGGCGCUUAUUAAAUUUUUGAUUUGAGUCAUUCGAGGUGGGCGCUUGUUCGUUCUGUUUUAUGAUUAUUUUGCAACAAAACAAUAAAUGGUAAUAACAAAACUCGAAGAUGAAAAGUCAAGGUUCCUGUAAAAUUUUGAAGAAAACCGGGAAGUUGCCAAUUUUGGGGGUGGGGUGGGGGUGGUCGCAAUGGGAGUGGGAGGGAAGUGGGGUGGGCGCUUAUUCGAGGCUGGGCGCUUAUUAACUGUUCUCCGCUAAUUCUCCUCCUCAGUUCUGUUUUGAUAUUCAGCCUCUGUUCAUUUAUUUGACAGCUGUCAUUUAUCAAGUUAAACACAAGCUAAAGGCUCCCACAUUAAUUAGAAAGGUUGACAUUUCACUUUGGUAACCCUGUGGUGCUUACGGACGGGCGUACGGUCACGUGAUUACCAAAAUUUCUCGGAUUCGCCACUUGCACAUCUCCCAUAAUGCACCUUUUUUGUCCCCCCCCCCCCAAAAAAAAAUAAAUUUUGAAUAACCCUUGUUUUUCAUUUCUCCUGGGUAUUACAACCGUCCCAAGAGAAAUUAAAAACAAUGCAACAAUGCUUAUGCAAAAUGGGGGAGGGGGGGGCGGGGGGACGCAAAUAAGGUGCAUUAUGGGAGAUGAGCAAGUGGCGAAUGGACAGAUUACCAAAUUUUCUUAGGUAUGAGAUUCCGCGAAGCGCACGCGUGGAGUUCCGCUAUAGCCUCCUAAACUAGCGUCAAUUUCAUUUCGUUUCAGUUAAACACCACCGUUGAGUCGCGCCAAAAGCGAUAUCGUGCUAGUCAGCAGCUAGGACGAUCAGACUCGCUUGAUAAACUGCAAAUGAAGAAAAUGGCGUCCGAUAUUCUUAACUGGACCAUGGAAGAGAUGCAGUUACUGAUGCACGGAGUCUUUCAGGUCUGUUCAGCCUUUUCUUCAUGCAUUAUUUCCCGUUCUUCUUCUUCUUCAGGGGCACUGCAUGAUUUGACGACUGUUUUCUGUAAACUAUCUGUUCCGAGAAGCAAACAAUCCCUAGAAUUUUCUAUUGCUUGAGGACGGUUAAAAACUCUGAAAGACCGUGCCACACAGGUACAAUUUUCAAAGCUUAUCUAAUAAAUAUCCGACGAUAUUCUGAAGUUAAUUUUUCACAUUUUACUCACCAUAGUGGGCUAAUUUUCGUAGAAAAAGGAAACCUAAAAUUUUCGCUUUCAAAAUUGUGAUGGAGAGAGGAAUAAGAAAAAUCCUCACAUUCCUGAAACGUUAAAUUGCAUGUAAAAUUUUCGAAAAAUAAUAUUGAAGCUCCUUUUGUUCCGAGAAGACUCAAGUUCCCCUAAGGUGACCGAACAGAUACAAAUUUAAUAGCGCCGCUUAGAAUGCAUUUUACAGAUCUAAGAGUACUCUGGAUAACCAAAAAUGAUUUUUCAAUGUAUGUAAGAGGAAACCGUCGUUGGGUGCCCCUGUUUCCCAAAAUUAUGCGCGAAAAAAGUAGUUACAAGCGCAGAAUAUGAUGGGUUCGAACCCCCGCUGAACCGCCAACAAGGGUUGGUUUUUACUUUGCUGUUCCUACUUUUCAGGUCACUAUUCAUGAGUUUGGCGCUGCCUGGAACCGACGCAACAGCAAGAAGGCGCUCUCCGUGUGCGCACUUUUCUGUGUCAGAGGUCACUCAGAGGUGUGUAUCCUGAAUUAACAUAAGCGAAUAAUACAAGGUAAUGUAGUUUACUAUGCUAUGGUUAAACUGCAACUGUCUGUAAACCAUGCGAAGUGUAUUCUUUUAAGAUUAGUACGUGAAUGAGGCUAUACGCGUAACAAACGAUUUCAACGUUUUAUGUCUUGUAAACUUUGUAUCUUGCCCUUUAAACCAAAAUUCCUUUCAACCUUUUUGAAGGGGUUAUUUUGGACUUUCUACGGAGGGAAAUUUGCGUUUCAAAUUGACAUUAAAAUGGCAAAUUUACGUUUUUGCUUUGUUUUACUUUGUAUUUGAAGGCAAUUUUAACAAGCCUCCGGAGGGCUUAUUUUGGUUCGUUGUUUAAAUUUUUUGGCUCAAUUUUUAGGAGGUUUAUAUUUGAUUCAUUUUCGAAAAUUACGUUUUUACUUUUAUGCUUUUAUUUUAAAUCAAGAUUAAAAUAUCGCUUUUUGUUCGUUUUUUUUUUGGCGUUUUGUAUUCAUUCAAAAACGUUCUUGUCUAAUGGUUUCAUCCAGGUUUUUUUAUACUGUUCGAGGUUUGUUUCUGUAAGUUACAAACUGAAUAUUUUUCCCUUCGAAUUUGUGACCAUUUUAAGGCAAAGCUUGCCGUGUUCUCUCUGGCCAGAGGCGUGGGCCGUAAUACCGAAAGAGGAAAAGAAGUUCGUUUCUUACCAACCAUGUUAAGAAAAAUUAUUAUAUCUCAGGGUGUUUUAGAUAUAACAAACGAAAAACAGCGGCCCUUUCAAAAGACAAUUUACCAACCGCUUAACGCCUGCUAAAUGAAAUUUAUGUAACCACGUUUUUUAUUCCUCUUUUCCCGUUAAUUUUUUGCCUUUACUUUAGUCAUUAAGAAUUGAUUCUGACGACGAGGGGCAGUGUGACGAGUUGCUGUUUCCUGGGGAAGGAGAAGUGACAGAUGCCGCCGUUGUGUUGCUCAGAAAAAAGAUAAGUGGAAAGUACACUCUUUUUAAGGUAAGUUACGUAAAGAGCUGCAUUCCGGUCACCCCGGUCAUCCCGGUCAUCCUAAACAUCCUGGCCAUCCUGGCCAUAUAGGAGUCAAUUUAAUAAGACUUUUACACGUUCAAUUUACAAGUGUAGCCGUUGUUUUAGAGCCCGAGAAAAAUAGCUACACUUGUAAAUUACAGGUGUAAAAGUUUUAUUAAAUUGACCUUAGGUCAUCCUGGUCAUCCCUUUCAUCCCAGUUAUCCAGGUCAUCCCAGUCGACUUGGUCAUCCUGGUCAUCUUAUUCAUCCCUUUCAUCCCACUUAUCCCAGUCAUCCACGCAUUAUAGUAUCUCAGCUAGUUAUCUGCACGUUGUUUAAGACAAUGAUAUUUCAAAGCAACAGACCGAGUUAUGUGAGUUGAGGCAAGCUGCGCAUGUCAAAUUAUAAUAUUUCAUUUAUUUGCUUUUCCUUAUAAUUUUCUUUCUUCUUUUUCAUUAUUUUGCAUUUCAUUAUUUCUAUGUUCGAUUUUUUUAUGAAUGGUUGUACAUACUUGGCUGCUGGUGGCUACGCCACUGUAAUCAGCUGAGUUCUUAACUUUAAUAUUUCAUUUGUUUUUCCUUGUAGGAUCCUUUGUUUCUGGACAUGUGCGUUAUUUUUAGAGACUCUGGUAAGUAGAAAAAUAGAACUACUCUGUAGGGUAUUCAUUUACAGUGAUUUGUGUUACUAACACUCCAUUCCGUUCAAGUGCCAGUAGUUCCGUAGUCUCCUUCGUUACUAAGGUCGUCAUACAACGUUCCGUUAGUGGGGAGGAGCGUUGCGUGACGACCCUAAUAACCGUAGACUUGCUACCAGUCCACCUCAUAAUAACUGCUGCGAAGGAGGCUAAUCGAUCCAAAGCAACAUGUUUCGUUUAUUUUUGUUCCAGAGCUGAAAGACGCAUUUGAAGUGCUGUCAGUUGGUAAAGAGUCGUACGUUUUCCGAGCCUCAACCAGCCGUGAAUACAGAAGAUGGCUCAAGUACCUCAGGCUUGAAUCCAAGGAGCUUGGAGCUUGGAAAAGAAGGAGAAAUGGCCUGCCAAAUAUCAUGAUUAAAAACUUGUAGGAAGAAGCUAUCUGUGAGUCUUUAAACUUCAUCGAAACCUUAAAAAAUCCUCUUACAUGCACUAUUGUUAGUUCGCUCUAUGUAAAUCCGGAAUCCGGAAUCCGGAAUCCACGUUCCGCUAACAAUGAAUCCAGAACGCAGUAUCUGGAAU
This is a messenger RNA of Porites lobata, 23500 nucleotides long. The record is from the annotation of a GenBank genome assembly. Lineage: Eukaryota; Metazoa; Cnidaria; Anthozoa; Scleractinia; Poritidae.